CAUAACACUAACACCUGUUCAGCUCGAACAAUCAUGGAAGGUGGCUGCGAGAUAAAAUAAUGGUCGCCAUUGGAGGGCGCAGAGACCAUUUUUCAAAUACCAAGAUUCCCAAAUGAUGACCUCGUUGUUUCCCAUUAACCCAAUCCCCACAAAUUUGCUUUGACUUGCUUACCUAAUGGAUUCCGUCUGCAGAAUUUUGGCGCCAUUGUUGUUUGUACUAUUUAUACUCGCCAAUUUCUGCCUCUUCUUUCCCCAAAACUCAGUAACGUGGAAGUUCGGAAGCUAUGGAGGAGGUGCAAGAUGUUGUGAUUGUGGGAGCUGGGAUCGGAGGUCUCACUACGGCCUUGGGACUUCACAGGUUAGGUAUUCGAAGCUUGGUUUUGGAGUCGUCGGAUAAUCUGAGGAUCACUGGAUUUGCGUUUUCGUUAUGGACGAAUGGUUGGAAGGCACUGGAUGCCAUUGGAAUUGGCGACUCGCUUCGCCAACUCCAUGAUCAACUUCACGGGAUUGUGACUGUGUCAAUGAUAUCGGGGGAUAAAACAUCAGAGCUGCUGUUUUCGAGUCGAGAAGAAUGUGGAGUUCAUGAAGUUCGUUGUAUGAGAAGAAAGUUUUUGCUAGAACAUCUGGCCAAGGAACUCCCAUGUGGAACCAUCAAAUUCUCCUCCAAGGUGGUCUCCAUUCAGGAGUUUGGUUUGUAUAAGCUUGUGCAUCUUGUUGAUGGAACUUCAAUCAAGACCAAAGUGCUAAUAGGAUGUGAUGGGGUGAAAUCAGUGGUGGCAAAAUGGCUUGGCUUCAAGGCACCAGCUUUCACGGGGAGGUGUGCUGUAAGAGGUUGUUUAGAACUGAAGUCCAGCCAUGGUUUUGAUCCGAAGAUGAUCCAAUUUGUCGGCGAAGGAGUUCGAGCUGGUAUCAUCCCUUGUGACGACAAGACUCUCUAUUGGUUUUUCACUUGGACCCCCUCAGAGGAAGAGAAGAAAAUACUGAAGAAUCCAGCAAAACUGAAGCAACUUGUACUGAGCAAGCUUGGAGAGAUGCCUGAUGUAGCAAGGACAGUGAUAGAAGAAACCGAGGUAGCUUGUUUCGAAUCAGCAGCAUUGAAAUACAGACCUCCAUGGGAGCUCAUGUGGGGCAACAUUGUGAAGGGCAAUGUGUGUGUGGCUGGUGAUGCACUGCACCCAAUGACCCCAGAUGUAGGGCAAGGCGGGUGCGCUGCUUUAGAAGACGGGGUUGUCUUAGCCAGAUGUGUCGCCGAGGCCUUGCUGAAGAAACCCGGCAGUGAGACGGAAGAGAAGGCGGGAAAAGAGCGGGUCGAGAUGGGGCUGAGGAAGUAUGCGGCGGAGAGGAAAUGGAGGGGCAUUGAGCUGAUCAGCACAGCUUAUAUGGUGGGGAAGAUGCAACAGAGCAGUGGGGUAUUUGCCAAGUUUGUGAGGGAUAAGAUUUUGUCUCGUUUUCUUGUUGGCCUCCUGCUGAGAAGAGCAAAUUUUGACUGUGGGAAACUGGACCCUUCUUUGUAGCCAAACCUCAUUUUCACUGAUCCUCUGUUCUUGUGAAAUUGUAGCCUCUCGGUAAAAGUUUGAAAUUGAAUAAAACAAUUUGCUUGUGUGCAAA
Momordica charantia (bitter melon) is the source of this 1608-nucleotide messenger RNA. RefSeq names its product monooxygenase 2. Gene Ontology annotation, molecular function: FAD binding. Lineage: Eukaryota; Viridiplantae; Streptophyta; Magnoliopsida; Cucurbitales; Cucurbitaceae. The record is from RefSeq and is a predicted model, not a curated record.